AUGGCUAUAGCUUUUGCUUUACAGAUGAGUGGAAUUUUUCAAUUUGCCGUUCGAUCUCAAACAGAAUUGGAAGCUAAAUUGACAGCUGUUGAGCGUGUUACGCAUUAUUCAAAGACUAUCCAAGUUGAACCUGAAGAUGUUUCAUUGUCUAAUUCUCAAAAUCAAGUUUGGUUCAAAAAUGGAGAUAUUCAAUUCGAAAAUGUUUUUCUUCGUUAUCAUCCAAAUUUAUUGCCGGCUUUAAACAACAUUUCAUUUAAUAUACAAAGUGGCCAAAAGAUUGGAAUUGUGGGAAGAACUGGAUCUGGCAAAACGUCAUUAUGCAAUGCAUUAUUUAGACUAUAUCCUUUAGAGAGUGGAAAAAUUUUUAUUGGUUCAGAAGAUUUUUGUUCGGUUAGUAUUAGACAAUUACGGAGGUCAAUCUCUAUAAUAAUGCAGGAAGCUACUCUUUUUGAAGGCACAAUUCGUUUUAACAUUGAUCCAGAAAAUGUGUAUGAAAGUGAUGAUAAAAUUUGGGAAUGUUUAGAUAAAGCUGGAAUUUCUGAUUCGUUUAAAGCUUUCCCUGACCCUCUCGAUUUUUUGGUAGGAAGAAAUGGACGUAAUAUUUCUGCUGGGGAACGACAACUUAUUUGUUUAGCUAGAGUUUUGUUGAGAAAUACAAAAAUUGUCAUUCUUGAUGAGCCUACGGCUAAUAUUGAUAAGAGAACAGAUAUAUUACUUCAACAACGUUUAAAAGAAUUUUUUGCUUCACAAACAGUUUUAUUGGUAACUCAUAAACUUGAAAAUAUAGCUGAUGGGGCGCUAGAUUGUUUACUUGAAAUGGAGGAUGGAAAGGUCAAGUCUUUCCAAUCUUCAGCAGUCUCUUUGCAACAAGUAUUUUUUAAAUAA
This is a messenger RNA of Meloidogyne enterolobii, 885 nucleotides long. NCBI's taxonomy places the organism in Eukaryota, Metazoa, Nematoda, Chromadorea, Rhabditida, Meloidogynidae. The record is from the annotation of a GenBank genome assembly.